Messenger RNA from Magnolia sinica, 1584 nucleotides. RefSeq lists its product as uncharacterized. The record is from RefSeq and is a predicted model, not a curated record. The transcript is spliced from 7 exons. Bases 284 to 1168 code for a protein of 294 amino acids. NCBI's taxonomy places the organism in Eukaryota, Viridiplantae, Streptophyta, Magnoliopsida, Magnoliales, Magnoliaceae.
GAUGUGAGACUUUUGAGACAAGGCGACCCGGUUCGUCCGAUGAGCAGCUUGGAUCUUCCACAUGUAUUCCAAGUUGGCACGUGUGAGAUUCCACUGCCAAACCACUGUAGUCGGUCGAGUUCAUUCCUCUUCAUUGCGGGAGAAGUGCAGGCAUGUUAGUUCAGAGAUAGUCAUCAUUUCUCUCAUACUUUAAAAUAUUCUCCUAAUGGAGAAAGAAGAAAAACAAUAAUCCGAGAUUAUUGUUUAUCGUGAUCUGAGAUUAUCGCAAUUGCAAAAAUUGCAAAUGGAGAAUCCGUUUACGGUGAAGGUGGGACAGGUCUUCACAGGCUUCGGCGUCGGCUGCGGGAUUGGAAUCGGCGUUGGUCGUCCUUUAAACUUAGGUGCUAUACCGGUCCUGCAACAAGUUAUGAGUGCCACCAAAGGUGCUACCGAUGCCUUUUCUGGUGUCGGGAGACAUGUUAAUAAUUCUUUAAGAAGGUUGGGAGUGAAGGGCGUCGAAGCGGGUGUUGGAUGUGGAGUUGGUUUUGGCCAUGGUUUUGGAAUAGGCGUUGCUAUAAAGCCUGGAGUAGUGCAUCAGAUCCAAUCUUGUCUUGGACAAGCAGCGGUGAAGGUGAUGACAAAAAUAGGGAUUGCGCCUGGAUCUGUCAGUCAGAGUAUCAUUCCGGGGUCACUGCAAAGCAGCAUGAAUAUGACAACUGGGACGUCUGAUGGAAAUGUGCAAAAGACAGUUAGAAAUGCCAUGCAGUUGACAACUAAAUCUACUGAAAGUGCAUCAUAUGGUGUGAGAGACGAAGGUUUGCAUGAGGAUUUCAAGUAUGAAUCUUUUGCAUUGAAAGGAUCUCCAUCAGAAACACCACUUGGCAGCCGCUCUGAAAAAGUCAUCAGCAGUUUCUUGCAGAAUCCAGCAUUGAAAAAUGGGGAUGAAACGGAGAUUGGUGAAUUGGCUGGACAGUUGCGAUCAGAAAACAAUGCGCUUCAAGUGCUAUUGAAACAUCAACAAUUAAUUGAAGAGCUGAUGGAAGAGAAUGAGCAGCUCCGUCGGGUACUCAUGGAAGACCUGAAAGUUUUGCCUAGCAAGCUCCAAGGCGGCACCAGAAGCUUAGAAUCCAACAACCCCUGUUUGGAUUGUUUCGAAUGCCGUAGAAGAAGAAGAAAAUCAACUCGGUAAUGCAAGCUAUCAUGCAAGACCCACUCCAGCAUUCAAGUUACUAUCCAAUUUCAAUAUCAUUCAAAAGCCUCAAGAGUCAUUCAACAUGAUGUUCUUACACAACCUCAAAAGGCAAAAAUUUUGCAAGCAGAAAACACGAGCAUGGGUGGAUGUGUUAUAUAUAUUCAACCACUGGAUGCUAGAUCUACCCUUCAAGAAUAUUUGCUCUCUUUAAAUUCUUUUUCUUUAGCGAGGUUUUAAAUUCUCUUUAAAUUCUUUUGGUGGAUCCUAGUUGAAUGUGAGAAACGCUGGAUUUUGAAGUGUAACAAAACCUUGGAUGAGAACCAUACUGGAUAAAGAUCCAUGCGGAAAACAAUUAGAUAUGAUGUCCUCGUCUAAGAUGAUUUUGUUAAUUAUUCUUUUUGUUUGGGAUUCUA